Molecule: messenger RNA, 2103 nt
Organism: Hordeum vulgare subsp. vulgare (domesticated barley)
Lineage: Eukaryota; Viridiplantae; Streptophyta; Magnoliopsida; Poales; Poaceae
Product: receptor-like protein kinase At3g21340
Exons: 11
Coding region: 1-1905 (634 amino acids)
Biological process (GO): protein phosphorylation
Molecular function (GO): ATP binding; protein kinase activity; protein binding
Source: RefSeq, a predicted model, not a curated record
AUGCGCAUGUUCAGCGUGACCAUCAACGGUAUGCUUCUGACGUCCCGAUACACGCCGCAGUACCUUUUCUCCUAUGCCUUUUACGGCAUAGAACACAGUUACUCCAGCCGAUACGACUUCACCAUACAAGCAACGACGACAAGCUUGACACUGCCGCCUACCAUCAAUGCCGCUGAGUUUUUCUCGGUCAUCUCCACAGCCAAGUUGGGCACAGAUGCUCAGGACGUAUCUGCCAUCAAUGCGAUCAAGACAAAGUAUCAGGUGAAGAAGAACUGGGUGAGUGAUCCUUGUGCUCCAAAGACUUUUGCUUGGGAUGGUUUGAACUGCAGUUAUCCCACUUCUAGUUCUCCUCGAAUCACAAGCAUAAAUAUGUCAUUUGGUGGUUUGAGCGGUGAUAUAUCAUCUUAUUUUGCCAAUUUCAAAGCAAUGCAACAUUUGGACUUGUCAUACAAUAAAUUGACAGGGUCAAUUCCUUAUGCCCUUGCACAACUACCAUCUCUGGUGGAGCUAGAUUUGACAGGAAACCAACUUAGUGGAUCAAUUCCCUUCGAGCUUCUUAAGAGGAAAGCAGAUGGCUCUCUUACUCUCAGAUACAACAAUAAUCCAAAACUCUGCGACCAAGAAAACUCUUGCCAAUCCACCGAAAAGAAGAAUUCUACAGUUACCAUCUAUAUUGCAGCUCUAGUAGUUGCUGGAGUGGUGAUAGGAUUACUAUUACUACUACUUCUUCUUGGGGUGAUAAAAAAUAAAGCAUUAGUGAAACGUCAUGGAAAGCCAGAGAAUGAGGCAGAUGAUUUGCAGUCCCACUCCAAGAAUAGCGAUGGAUGUGGCUUGCUACAAUUGGAUAAUCGAUGGUUCACAUACUUGGAAUUAGGGAUUAUAACGAACAACUUCCAGCGAGUGAUUGGUCGAGGAGGGUUUGGUGUUGUCUAUGAUGGCUUCUUAGAGGACGGUACUAGGGUGGCUGUCAAGCUACGGUCUCAAUCUUCCAAUCAAGGUGUCGAAGAGUUUUUGACAGAGGCUCGGAACUUAACAAAGAUCCAUCACAAAAAUCUUGUCUCCUUGAUCGGCUAUUGCAAGGAUGGAGAUUAUCUAGCCCUUGUCUAUGAGCAUAUGCCAGAAGGAAACCUCCAAGAUAAACUUAGAGGGGGAGAUGGCAACAUUGGAUGCUUAACUUGGAAGCAGAGGCUUUGUAUUGCACUGGAAUCCGCACAAGGCCUCGAGUAUCUGCAUAAUGCAUGCAGCCCGCCCUUCCUACACCGAGAUGUAAAGACAUCGAAUAUUUUACUGAAUGGAAAUCUCAAGGCCAAGGUUGCUGACUUUGGCUUGUUGAAAGCUUUCAACAACGAUGAUGAUACCCAUGUAUCCACGGCCAGGGUGGUCGGCACAUAUGGUUACCUUGCUCCUGAGUAUGCAUCCGCCAUGCAGCUAACCAAAAAGAGUGACGUGUAUAGCUUUGGCGUGGUGCUACUUGAGGUGAUCACAGGAAGGCCGCCCAUACUACAAACCCCAGAGCCAACUAAUAUCAUCGAGUGGGCAGGUCAACGCCUUGGGCAGGGAAACAUCGAAGAUGUGGUGGAUAUGCACAUGCAUGGUGACUACGAUGUUAACAGCGUGUGGAAGACCGCGGACGUCGCGCUAAGAUGCACUGCUCAAGUUCCCACGCAGCGUCCUACGAUGACUGCAGUGGUGGCACACCUGGAAGAGUGUCUUGAUCUUGAAGGGAGUCGUUUCGCCGGUGACAUAAACGGCAACUUAAACAGCAGCAGUAGUGGUGGCGAAUCCAACACAAGUUAUAAUUAUUAUGGUGCCGACCAUUACACUGAUAUAAGCCCGAGCAACAACACUUUGGACAUGGGGCACAACUUUGGCAGCGGGGUGGCCACCAGCCCUGCUACACGUUGACGAUUUCGUUGUCCAUCUGAUUCAGACAAGGACCACCAUUUUUUUUUCUUCCUAAAGAAAGAAUAUAUUGCCUUCCGGCUCUGCAUCGGAAGGACUACCAUUCUUAAGUUUCCAAAUUGAUGUUCUAGAUGAAAUGCUAUACAUUUCAAACUCAAAUUGAUAGUUGUCAUUUUACAAGUCAAUGCAUUAUUUUGCAUC